AUUUCUCUCUUCUCCCUUCUUCUUUCUCCUCUCAGGCGGAGGGUGAUGUAGCAGCUCUGAACCGUAGGAUCCAGCUGGUGGAGGAGGAGUUGGACCGAGCUCAGGAGAGGCUGGCCACGGCACUGCAGAAACUGGAAGAGGCUGAGAAGGCCGCAGAUGAGAGCGAGAGAGGAAUGAAGGUGAUUGAAAACCGAGCGAUGAAGGAUGAGGAGAAGAUGGAGCUGCAGGAGAUACAGCUGAAGGAGGCUAAACACAUCGCUGAGGAGGCUGACCGUAAAUAUGAGGAGGUGGCCCGUAAGCUGGUGAUCCUGGAGGGAGAACUGGAGAGAACUGAGGAGAGGGCUGAACUCUCAGAAGUUAAAGCAAGCGACCUGGAGGAGGAGUUGAAAAAUGUGACCAACAACCUGAAGUCCUUAGAAGCCCAGUCUGAGAAGUACUCAGAAAAAGAGGACAAGUACGAGGAGGAGAUCAAAGUCCUCACUGACAAACUGAAGGAGGUGAGAUCCUAAUUCUAGUGAUCCCAAAGCAAAA
Plectropomus leopardus (leopard coralgrouper) is the source of this 531-nucleotide messenger RNA. The record is from RefSeq and is a predicted model, not a curated record. NCBI's taxonomy places the organism in Eukaryota, Metazoa, Chordata, Actinopteri, Perciformes, Serranidae.